CUGGGACGAAACAGAGCUGGGGGUUACUGCCUGCGAAAGUGACCUGGAUCAGAAAUAAUCCAUCUGUCAAUCUCUUGCUGAGGAAACAAUCUCUCUCGUUAUUGGUGACAGGAUGAAGCUUUGUUAGGUGGGAAUCUACUGAGAUUACUCUUAUUCCCUAACGCUGGGAUGCACGUUUGGUUCUGAUUCUCAGGAUGUCUUCCAAGCAACCAGCUUCUCCGUAUGGGGAAGCAGAUGGAGAGGUAGCCAUGGUGACAGGCAGACAGAAAGUGGAAGAGGAAGAGCGUGGCGGCCUCCCAGCCUUUCACCUUCCUUUGCAUGAAGUUGAUAGCAAUAAAGUGAUGUCUUCAUUUGCCCCACACAACUCAUCUACCUCCCCCUCGAAGGCCGACGAAGGUGGGCGUCAAAGUGGAGAAUCAUUUUCCAGCACGGCACUGGGAACUCCUGAACGGCGUAAAGGAAGCCUAGCAGAUGUGGUGGACACUCUCAAACAGAGGAAGAUGGAGGAGAUGAUCAAGAAUGAGCCUGAAGAAACCCCCAGUAUUGAAAAACUACUAUCAAAAGAUUGGAAAGACAAGCUCCUUGCCAUGGGAUCAGGCAACUUUGGAGAAAUAAAAGGAUUGAAAAUUGGGGUCCAAGGUCAGCUACCACCACUAAUGAUCCCCGUAUUCCCUCCAGACCAGCGAACCCUAGCCGCAGCGGCCCAGCAAGGAUUCCUCCUGCCACCUGGUUUCAGCUACAAGACAGGCUGUAGUGACCCUUACCCCGUUCAGCUGAUUCCAACAACAAUGGCAGCUGCUGCCGCAGCAACCCCAGGUUUAGGCCCGCUGCAACUGCAGCAAUUGUACGCCGCGCAACUUGCAGCCAUGCAAGUGUCUCCUGGUGGAAAAAUAUCCGGCAUUCCCCAAAGCAACAUGGGUGCAGCGGUAUCGCCUACCAAUAUUCACACCGACAAGAUCACAACCACCCCACCACCCAAAACGAAGGACGACGUGGCCCAGCCGUUGAAUCUCUCAGCAAAGCCCAAGACAAAUGACAGCAAGUCUCCUUCGUCACCUACUUCUCCUCACAUGCCAUCAUUGAGAAUAAACAGCGGGUGCAGCUCAUUGAAAUCUUCAGUGCCAGCAACGUUAGCUAGUCCAUCAGCCAGAGUCAACACAAUAGAUAUCCUCUCCUCCAUCACAUCAUCAGGUUACUUAAAUGAUCACGAUGCUGUUACCAAGGCGAUUCAGGAAGCUCGGCAGAUGAAAGAACAGCUCCGGCGAGAACAACAGGUGCUGGAUGGAAAGGUUGCGGUUGCAAACAAUUUGGGUUUAAACAACUGCAGGACAGAUAAGGACAAGACGACACUGGAGAACCUGACUCAACAGCUGGCAGUCAAACAGAAUGAAGACGGGAAAUUUAGCCACGCGAUGAUAGAUUUCAACAUGAGUGGUGACUCUGAUGGAAGUGCGGGAGUCUCAGAAUCUCGGAUUUACCGAGAAUCCAGAGGGCGUGGGAGCAACGAGCCACACAUCAAGCGUCCGAUGAAUGCCUUCAUGGUGUGGGCAAAAGACGAACGGCGGAAGAUCCUGCAGGCUUUCCCUGACAUGCACAACUCCAACAUCAGCAAAAUAUUGGGGUCUCGUUGGAAAGCUAUGACGAACCUUGAAAAACAGCCAUACUACGAGGAGCAGGCUCGCCUCAGCAAGCAACACCUGGAGAAGUAUCCGGACUACAAGUACAAGCCCAGGCCGAAGCGGACGUGCUUAGUCGAUGGCAAGAAGUUACGGAUCGGCGAAUAUAAGGCAAUCAUGAGGAAUCGGCGUCAAGAGAUGAGGCAAUAUUUCAAUGUGGGACAGCAAGCACAGAUUCCCAUGGCAACUGCCGGUGUCGUCUACCCGGGAGCCAUCGCCAUGACGGGAAUGCCCUCCCCGCAUCUCCCCUCCGAGCAUUCAAGUGUAUCCAGUAGCCCAGAACCUGGGAUGCCCAUCAUCCAGAGCACUUACGGCAUCAAAAACGAGGAGACCUCUCACGUCAAAGAGGCGAUCCAGAGCGGGGACAUCAACGGUGAAAUGUACGAAGACGAUGAGGAUGAAGACGACGACCCCGAUGUGGACUACGGCAGCGAAAGCGAGAACCACAUCGCAGGACAAGCCAACUGAUCUCGGGGGGGGUCCCCCAUUCUUGGUUUUUUUGACCUCGGAGGACUUUUAACGGAGAGCCCCACCGUCUGGUUUCUUACCCAGUGGCCAAGCACACAAACAUUUUAUCCUCACACACUGACUGUUACUUUAAAACAAAAACUUUUUAGUCUUAACUAGUUGGGACAUCCGCUGAUCAGGAGAGAUCAGCUUGCGUUGAGAACUUUGGAAAAACAAGGAAGGGAUUCUAAAAGAAAAAAGAAAAAGAAAGAAAGACAAAAGGCUCAGAGGAAGAAACCCUAUCGAGGAAGUCAAUAAUGACAAAAAGAAAAACAAAAAAAGGACAAAAAAAAAUAAGCUAUGGGUAACAUAAUGCCAGUAAUUCAGCUGCUAUACCCAAGCACUGAAGUCUUACCCGUUCAACCUUUUA
Molecule: messenger RNA, 2553 nt
Organism: Notechis scutatus (mainland tiger snake)
Lineage: Eukaryota; Metazoa; Chordata; Lepidosauria; Squamata; Elapidae
Source: RefSeq, a predicted model, not a curated record